UGACGGUGGUGGAGGACCUGUCCAACCACGAAGGUUCGAUGGUUGUAGGAGCAGGCAUUGGUGGGGACGGGUUGGUGGUCGGACGAGACGGUCCUGCUCCAAGCUCUGUGAUUCUGCAGCCCCGUGACUCGUGCUGCAGCCUCUCCUGGGCUCGGGCACAGAACGGGGUUGGGACGACGCGGGGUCACAAGGAGCAGCGCUGCCGCGGCCCCCCAGCGCGUGCCUCCCCACACAGGUGCAGGAGUGGAACGUGGAACCCCCCCACCUGAUGCCCCUGCAGCCACCGCUGCUCCCGGAGCGGGCGCACGUGAGGGAGGCACAGCUGCACUCAGCCGAGGCGUCGCUGUGGACGGUGGUGGCCACAGUGCAGGCGAUGGAGAGGAAGAUCGACCUGCUGGCCACCCGGCUGCUCAGCCUGGAGGGCCGCUCAGGAACGGCCGAGAAGAAACUCCUGGACUGUGAGAAAACCGCCAUGGAGUUCGGCAACCAGCUGGAGAGCAAAUGGGCCGUGCUGGGCACCCUCAUCCAGGAGUACGGGCUGCUGCAGCGGCGGCUGGAGCACGUGGAGAACCUGCUGAAGAACAGGAACUUCUGGGUGCUGCGCCUGCCCCCCGGCCCCCGUGGGGAGGUGCCCAAGGUGCCGGUGACGUUUGUUGACAUCGCCGUCUACUUCUCGGCGGAGGAGUGGAAGAAUUUGGAGGAGUGGCAGAAGGAGCUGUACAACAACCUGGUGAAGGAGAACUACGAGUCGCUCAUCUCCCUGGAUGCCGCACUGUCCAGGAGUGACACACAGCCCCGGCUGGAGCGUGGGGACGUGCCCUGCGUCCCCGAUCAGCAGGACCUGGAGCAGCGCGAGAUGCCGGCAGAUGCCUGUGCGGAGCCGCUGAUCUCCACCUCCGACAUCCUGUCCCGGAUCAAGCAGGAGGUGGCAUUUGUUGGGGAGCAGCAGUUUGGGGAGGAGCGGGGGAUGCCCACCGACCCCUGUGCAGGUGAAGUCUCCAUUGCCCGCAGCAUCUGCCGUCCCUCAGCACGGUCCCUUCCCCACAGCCCCAUGUCCCCAUCCCUGUCCUUCCCCACAGGUGCAGACGCCCUGAUCACAGCUCACGACUUCUUGUCGUGGAUCAAGCAGGAGGAGGAACCGUGCGUCAGGGAACCCUGGGAGCUGCCAGAGAGGGAAAUCCUGCCUGGUCCCGUCCCUGGUCCUGGCCCCGCCGGUGAGGCGCUGCUGGUGAAGAUGGAGGAGCAGCGCUGUCCCCGCGCCGAGCCUCCCGAGGAAGUGCUGCCGGGCGCCUCGGGCGAGCUGCUCUUCCCAGCCCCGAGCUUUGGGACCCCGGAGGGACAGGCCGUGCCGGCGGCGGCCGGGGGCAACGCGGCAGCGCAGCACAGACUGAGCAAAGCGCUGAGCGCCGAACCGGGGCCGGCGGCCGAGCCGGUGGGGGUCCCGGUGCCGGUGUCGGUGUCGGAGGAGCGUCCGCACGGCUGCGCCGAGUGCGGGAAGAGCUUCAGCGGGAAGAAAAGCCUCCGCAUCCACCAGCGCAGCCACGCGGCCGAGCGGCCGUACCCGUGCGCCGAGUGCGGCAAGAGCUUCAACUGUCACUCGGGGCUGGUGCGGCACCAGAUGAUCCACCGCGGCGAGCGGCCCUACAAGUGCACCGAGUGCGGGAAGUGCUACAGCCGCAAGGAGCACCUGCAGAACCACCAGCGGCUGCACACCGGGGAGCGGCCCUUCGUCUGCGCCGCCUGCGGGAAGAGCUUCAUCCGCAAGCAGAACCUGCUCAAGCAUCAGCGCAUCCACACGGGCGAGCGGCCCUACCAGUGCCCUGCCUGCGGCCGCAGCUUCCGCUACAAGGAGUCCCUCAAGGACCACCAGCGCGUGCACGGGGCCGAAGCCGGACCCCCGCCGCCGCCGCAGCCCCCCGGGUUGCCCCCCGGAGAUUAG
Messenger RNA from Lagopus leucura (white-tailed ptarmigan), 1939 nucleotides. RefSeq names its product zinc finger protein 282-like. The record is from RefSeq and is a predicted model, not a curated record. The transcript is spliced from 5 exons. Lineage: Eukaryota; Metazoa; Chordata; Aves; Galliformes; Phasianidae. Gene Ontology annotation, biological process: regulation of DNA-templated transcription. The coding region runs from base 269 to 1939 and encodes 556 amino acids.